Molecule: messenger RNA, 734 nt
Organism: Lasiosphaeria miniovina
Lineage: Eukaryota; Fungi; Ascomycota; Sordariomycetes; Sordariales; Lasiosphaeriaceae
Exons: 1
Coding region: 112-648 (178 amino acids)
Source: RefSeq, a predicted model, not a curated record
CUAGCUAAGCUACCUACCUAGUACAGUGCCGAGGGUCCGUCAGUAUGUUCUGCCCAGUCUGGGGGAAAGCAACCCCCUCUGUCUGUCUCUGUCUAUGCUCUGUCUCUGUCUAUGCUCUGUCUCUGUCUAUGCUCUGUCUCUGUCUCUGUCCUGGUUUGCUGCAGAAAAAAAAGGCCCGGGAGGAGCACCUACCUGCCUGCCUGCUUGCUUGCCUGCCUGCUUGCUUGCCUGCUUGCUUGCUUACGUGAAGAUGCUGUUGCGCUGGCAGAACAACUCUGGUCACACGGCGACGGGCUGCCCGCCCCCAAGCUCGCCCCCUCGCUCGGCCCUGCUUACUGUCCUGGGACGGACGGGAGAGACAGAGGGGGCUUUGUGUCACCUGCCUCCCUAAUGGGCCCGGUCGGGGCUCGGUCUCGGGCCUCGUCCCACUCCUACGGUUCCUUCCUACCCAGAACCUUGAUUGCGGGGAAGAGGAAAGAAAUGGGGGAAGGGCAUUCCUGUCAGGAGUCCAUCCCAGUGCCCGACUCCGGCCCGAUACGGCGGGGCCAGAUGCAACGGUCGGGCGAGAAGACGGCACGCACUCACACACGCACGCACGCACGCACGCAUGCACGCACCACGACCAUGACUACGACUAUUUGUCGCUAGAGAGGGUAAUUAAGUGGAUUCGGGUCAAUUUUCCCCCUCUGUUAAACCACCAUGGAUGCAAAGUCUAAUAAUCACUUCACAUGCUC